UAUCUUUCUCUGAAGCUGCCCCACCCUCAUUUCUCGAAUACUCACUUUACCUCUUCCUGACUUUAUCUAUUAUCAGCCACAUCCCUUAUUCUUUCAAGAUUUAUACCUGUCUAUUCUCCUCGUACCUCUCUCCUUAUCUCAGAAACCUACCUAUUUUCGCUAGGCAUAGAAGUAAUAAUUCAGAGUAAAUGACCAGAUAACCUUUUAGAAAUACAGUUCCCAUGCACUUUGCAUUAAGAAAAUCGAUAUCGCUAUAUAUCAAACACCGCUUCAUGCAUGUACCUGAUGUUAAGGAUAUUCACAUGGAACAUUUACAUAUGACUACUUAAAAUAUAUCCUUGUGUAAUAGAAGAAUACAUAUUUUUUUCCUUUAUCUGCAGGUAUACAAAUAUUUUCGCAUUUCAAUAAGACAUAAUGGAAGUAUACGCCACAAGCUAUUUAAUAUUCAUCUUAUUGAUAAACCACGCCGUUCCAAUAUCAGCUAUAAACAAAAUAGAAGCCUUCAAUUGCCCACCGGUUUUGUGUUCUGAAAGCCCUUGGACAGACCGUUGUUCAUGUCAGCAAGACUGCUAUUUAUACGAUGAAUGUUGUUCCGACCGUCUUAAUCACACAGCUUCUGACCUCGAGACUCCCUAUCCCUCAAUGUAUUACAGCUGUAACAAUAUUAAUGGUGGAACUUACUAUCAAUUUCACCGCUGUCCAACUAACUAUGAUGUAACGGAGCAUGUGAACAACUGUGAAAAUCCUAACUCAGACCAACAACUACAUGAUAAAACGAGUAAAAAACUCUAUAGGAACUUAUAUUGUGCUCUGUGUCACAGAGAAGAAUAUAUUUUGUGGAAGAUUUCUUACCAAUGUUUCUAUAAGGAUGAUAUUCCAAAUAUCACUGUUGAUAACAUUUUAUGUAUUUUUAAUAAUAAAAGCUGUGAGAUAUACAAUCAAGUACCUUCAAAUGAAUUUAACCAAUAUUUGUAUAGAUGCACUCCUUAUGUCUCAGUGUGUGCGCUACAUAAUACCAAUAAAACAUUAGACAAUCUAUGUGAGAACAAGCCUAUGAGACUUGUUAACGCAAAUAAUACAAUGUUUAGAAAUAUUUACUGUGCACUUUGCAAUGGUAUUGAAGCAGACGAUAUCAAAUGCGGCACCAAUACACGAAAUAUACGUACUCAUAUCUUAGGAAAAUAUUCCGAAGCUGAAGAUUAUAUCACAUUUGUGGGCCUCGUGAUAUCUAUCCCAGCGCUAGCAAUCACUAUUAUAGUUUAUCUCUGUAUACCUGACCUCCGUACUUUACCAGGUAAAUUACUCAUCAGUCUUUUAUCAGCCAUGCUUAUAGCUGAGCUUCUCCUUUUUAUCUCAUUACAAGUCACUACUUCUACAGUCCUAUGUACAGCUUUGGCUAUAUUGAAACAUUAUUCUUUUGUAGCGACUUUCUUCUGGACGAAUGUUGUGUCCUGCAAUGCCUGGUACACCUUCUCGGGAUUUAUACAACAUCGGAGUUCAGGAAAAGGUACCAAGAGACUUGUAUUGUAUUCCUUGUAUGCUUGGAUCUGUCCACUUGUAAUUGUAACAGUAUCACUGAUAUUAGAGUACACACCUGGAAAUCAUGGACUUUCUCCAGAAUAUGGUAAAUGUACAUGCUGGAUUUCAAACAGAAAAAGCGUGCGGUGGCUAUUUUCAGUCCCAGUAAUAAUCAUCUUAUGUUUAAAUAUCAUUGCAUUUAUCCUCAUUGCUAGAGGAUUAUAUAUGGCUAACAAACUUUCUGCGAAAUAUUUAUCAAAACAUAAUAAACUGGAGUUCAUUGCUUGCAUAAAGCUAUUCUUUAUUAUGGGAUUUACAUGGACAUUUCAAUUCCUGCAUGUCAUUACAGAAAUAGAAGAAUUUUCUCUAAUAUUUUAUAUUUUAAAUUCCUUUCUUGGCGUAUUUAUUAGUUUGUCAUUUCUGAUAACAAAAACCGUCUGCCACCAUAUAACUAAAAGACAUCGUCCAAUCUCAAAAUACCUUCAAACCAAAUCGAAUGCGAUAUCUUCAACUUCUCACAGAAUUUUAUCGACACACACAAAUACCAACACAACUUACGUUUGAAUAGGAUAACUGUUGUUCGGUGAACGAAAUUAAUAUUUUUGUUCUGCAUAAGAUCCAAAGACAAUGACUACUGCCUUCAUAAUGGGACAAUAUGCUUACUAUAUGUUCAUUAAUAACAAUAUUUCAUGAUAUAAACCUAUUGUGUGUACAAAAAAAUGAAUCAAGAUAUAUGUAUUUAUGUAUAUGUAUGCACAAAUACAUAUAUCGGU
This is a messenger RNA of Octopus sinensis (East Asian common octopus), 2291 nucleotides long. Its product is annotated as probable G-protein coupled receptor Mth-like 3. Gene Ontology annotation, biological process: cell surface receptor signaling pathway; G protein-coupled receptor signaling pathway. The transcript is spliced from 2 exons. Bases 415 to 2082 code for a protein of 555 amino acids. Lineage: Eukaryota; Metazoa; Mollusca; Cephalopoda; Octopoda; Octopodidae. Gene Ontology annotation, cellular component: membrane. Gene Ontology annotation, molecular function: G protein-coupled receptor activity. The record is from RefSeq and is a predicted model, not a curated record.